This is a messenger RNA of Diabrotica virgifera virgifera (western corn rootworm), 1582 nucleotides long. RefSeq names its product troponin T, skeletal muscle (gene TpnT). NCBI's taxonomy places the organism in Eukaryota, Metazoa, Arthropoda, Insecta, Coleoptera, Chrysomelidae. Bases 178 to 1323 code for a protein of 381 amino acids. The record is from RefSeq and is a predicted model, not a curated record. Gene Ontology annotation, molecular function: tropomyosin binding. Gene Ontology annotation, biological process: muscle contraction; sarcomere organization; regulation of muscle contraction. The transcript has 12 exons. Gene Ontology annotation, cellular component: troponin complex.
CAUUUUCUAAAUAAAAAUCUCUGCCAGAAAACGAGAUGUAGGAGGAGACGCGCGCAGAUUUGGCUUUUCUCUGGGAACCCGAGCUAGAAAAUAGGCAGUCACUGCGGACUCCCUGAGUUGUGUGGUGCUCCUGGACCUCUUUGUCAUCAACUAGUUUUUUUUUAAAUCUCCUUAACCAUGUCUGACGAAGAAGAAGUUUACUCCGAAGAAGAGGAGGAGGAAGAAGUCGUUGAAACGACUACCACCACUACCACCAAAGUCGAGGAAGGAGCGGGAGAUCCAGAAUUCAUCAAACGUCAAGAUCAGAAGAGAUCAGAUCUCGAUGAACAGCUUCGCGAGUACAUCACAGAAUGGCGCAAACAACGUGCCAAGGAAGAAGAAGACUUAAAGAAACUCAAGGAAAAACAGGCUAAACGCAAAAUUACUCGUGCUGAUGAAGAAAGGAAAAUGGCAGAACGUAAGAAGGCUGAAGAAGAACGUCGCGUUCGUGAAAUUGAAGAGAAGAAACAAAGAGAUAUUGAGGAAAAGAGACAACGUCUUGAAGAAGCCGAGAAGAAGCGUCAAGCCAUGAUGCAGGCUCUUAAAGACCAAAACAAAAACAAAGGACCUAACUUCACCAUUACCAAGAGAGACGCCGCAUCCAACCUCUCUGCCGCUCAACUUGAAAGGAAUAAGACUAAGGAACAAUUGGAAGAAGAAAAGAAAAUCUCCCUUUCCAUCCGUAUCAAACCCUUGGUCCUUGAUGGCCUUAGCGUAGAUAAACUCCGCGAAAGAGCCACAGAACUCUGGGAUUGCAUCGUCAAAUUGGAAACUGAAAAGUAUGACUUGGAAGAAAGGCAAAAACGUCAAGACUACGAUCUUAAAGAAUUGAAAGAAAGACAAAAGCAGCAGUUGAGACACAAAGCCUUGAAAAAGGGUCUAGACCCUGAAGCCCUCACAGGCAAAUACCCUCCAAAAAUCCAAGUAGCCUCCAAAUAUGAACGUCGUGUAGACACUAGGUCGUACAGUGAUAAGAAACAUCUCUUUGAAGGAGGCUUUGAUAUGCUCUAUAUGGAUACCUUGGAAAAAGUAUGGAAAACAAGGAUUGAAGAUUUUAUGAAGAGACCACGAUCAAGACUUCCAAAAUGGUUCGGUGAAAGACCAGGCAAGAAAUCUGGUGACCCAGAAACUCCAGAAGGUGAGGAAGAAGGUAAACAAGCUGCUGAUGAUGAUGAAGAUCUUAAAGAACCAGUGAUCGAACCCGAACCAGAAGAGGAAGAGGAAGAGGAGGAAGUAGAGGUUGACGAAGAAGAGGAAGAUGAUGAGGAAGAGGAAGAAGAAUAAAUGCCAAGAAAUGUAUAAGAUCUGUUAUAUACUGAAUGAAAUGUAACAUCAGAUUCUCAAUAAGAAAUAAAAACAAGUUAUACCAAUUAUCAUCAAUAGAAUUUGUAAUUUGUUUUAUUUUUGUUCCAACAAAUUUCAAUUAUUUAUUAUAUUUAUUAUUAAAUAAAGUUGUACUGUAAUAUUGUCAAGAGAAAAUUUUAAUGGUGUUUUAUUUGUAUGUUAGGUUUAAGUUAUAAAUAAACCAUUUGAAUAUUAAAAA